CAGAGGGGCUGGUGUGGGUGGAGCCUCCGUUGGCCCCUCCUCUCCCGGGCUGCCGCAGUGAAAUUGGGCGCGUUUGCGCAGUGACGUUCCUUUUUUUGUUGGAAGUACUCGCAGACACCCACCAAUAUGGCAGAUGAGGUCGAUUUCACCACUGGAGAUGCCGGGGCUUCCACUACUUUCCCCAUGCAGUGCUCUGCAUUGCGCAAGAACGGCUUUGUGGUCCUGAAAUCGCGUCCCUGUAAGAUCGUUGAAAUGUCAACUUCCAAGACUGGCAAGCAUGGUCAUGCUAAGGUUCACCUAGUUGGUAUUGACAUCUUCACUGGUAAGAAGUAUGAAGAUAUCUGUCCCUCCACCCACAACAUGGAUGUCCCUAAUAUCAAAAGAAAUGAUUACCAGCUGAUCGGUAUUAAUGAUAGAUACCUGUCCCUGCUGACUGAUGGUGGUGAAGUUCGUGAUGAUCUGAAGUUGCCAGAGGGAGACUUGGGAAAGGAAAUAGAAGCUAAAUAUGAAGCUGGAGAUGAGAUAAUGGUCUCCGUCUUGUGUGCGAUGCAAGAAGAAUGUGCGGUAGCCAUCAAGGCCAUGACCAAAUAAACAGGGAUCGCCGGCUCGAGCUAUCUGCUCAGGUCAAGAUAAACCACAGAUCUUAAAUUUGGUUUUGAUUGUCACCAAAGCUAUGGCCUUCACAAAAACCUCAUUUCUUUUUGACUUGUUUGCAAAUACUGCUGGAUUCUAAAUUUGGUUAUGCAGGUUAACUGGCACUUUCCAAAAUCACUGCAGUUUUUUAAAAUUGUUAAAUUUGUUACCUUUCACAUUCCUAAAGGUGUUCAUUGAGGGUCCAGCUAAACUGAAUCAUCUUUAGUUAAUGUGUUAUACAUCUGUUUGCCCCUGAGGCAGUUUAUAUCCAGCUUAGUUUGAAAACACUUGGAGUCAAAAAGGUAAUUUAACAAAGUAAAGAUAAAAAAUGGACCUUGUAUUCCUUACUAAUAUGUAGGACAAAAUGGCAAGAAUUAGUUUAAAAUGUAAAUCUCUUGCAUGUUAGACUGUUUGGAACCCUAAAUGCCAAGUUAAUCACUUGGCCACUUAAUUAAAGUAAGUGAUUUAGAAAUGCCAGUUGAUGCGACACUUUUCCUGCCCCUUACUUAUUAAAAAAUAAAGUCCUGGUGGCCAUGUGCAAGUAAAAUGUAUUACCUCUGUCCUCUCCUGCCAACAUGUUGGCUUGCAUAUUGUAACCUUAUUAAAAGGGUGUCAAAGCCUGCCUAUGGUUUAGUCAGGCACUUGGUAUUUUGGGUGAUUUUACAUAGCAGGCACAUAUGGCACAAAAUGAGGGUUAGAGUUGUUAAUGCUACAGAUUUUCACUCGAGGCCUUUGUCAUCAGACUGAAAAAAUAAAAAUAGAAAAAUGCAGUUCAGUUGCUUUUUUUCUUUUAUUGUAUUUAUCUUGAAAUAUUAAACAGAGUAAAGACCUUCCCAGGAA
This is a messenger RNA of Pseudophryne corroboree (corroboree frog), 1473 nucleotides long. It is a transcript of the gene EIF5A2, whose product is annotated as eukaryotic translation initiation factor 5A2. The record is from RefSeq and is a predicted model, not a curated record. Gene Ontology annotation, biological process: positive regulation of translational termination; translational elongation; positive regulation of translational elongation. Gene Ontology annotation, molecular function: translation elongation factor activity; ribosome binding; RNA binding. NCBI's taxonomy places the organism in Eukaryota, Metazoa, Chordata, Amphibia, Anura, Myobatrachidae. Bases 127 to 591 code for a protein of 154 amino acids. The transcript is spliced from 5 exons.